Molecule: messenger RNA, 583 nt
Organism: Chaetomium fimeti
Lineage: Eukaryota; Fungi; Ascomycota; Sordariomycetes; Sordariales; Chaetomiaceae
Exons: 1
Coding region: 119-541 (140 amino acids)
Source: RefSeq, a predicted model, not a curated record
CCCAACCCCCCCCCCCCCCUGUUGCUGUUUGUUUUAUUUCUUUUUUCUCCUGUAUUCUCUCUAUUUCCUUUCCUUUUCUCUUUUCGCUACAGGUCGGGACGAGACAUGCAUAUGGGCUAUGAUACCAGGCGUUCCUAAACCGGGGGGGACUCCAGGCAACUGGAAGGGCUGGGGGUUGGUGGUUUUCUUAUUCUCAUUCUUAGAGUCUGGAGGGUGUUUUUGUUCUGUUUGCAGAUUUUCUUUUUAUUUGGUCGUUUUUUUUUCACAUUUCUACUCAUGUCUGGAUGUUGGAUGUGCACACGUGUGUAACGUUGGAUGGAUUCACCCCUCAUUAUGUCUAAUUCCUGCUCUGGUAGCAGCGACAACCACGACCACACCUGGUGGAGGAGGACGAGGAGGGGCAGCACAUGGUCUGCCCCGGGGAAUAGACUUUUGCUUUGGGCCUCAUCUUGCUCCCUUGCUAGGCUGGGUCGCCGCGCUCUGGCGGGAUUCCGGGGGCGGUCAUUCCUGCGAGGGGCCUGUUGAGGCGUGGGGGAGAUAGCGGGGCAUUUACAGUAUAGCGCAAAUAGACGCGGAAAUACAC